AUGAUGAAUCUGAAGGAAGGCAUGCAUGUGAUUUACGAUUUAUUGCUAUUUAUCGGCAUGGCAAUAGUUUAUUUCACCAAGACUGUAGUGCUAACGCUAAUUCCACGCCGAUAUCGAGCAAAAUCGAUCAAGGGUGAAAUUGCUCUCGUUACGGGCGGUGCUAGCGGAAUCGGCAAGUUAAUUGCAAUCAGAUUUGCCAAACUCGGUGCACACGUAGUCGUUUGGGACAUCAAUAAAAACGGUCUUGCGGAAGUUGCAGAGGAGAUUAGAAAAAUUGGUGGAAAAUGUUGGACGUAUUAUUGCGAUAUAGCUGACAAAGAAGAAGUGUAUCAUACAGCAAAAGUGGUACAGAUUGAAGUCGGAAAUGUGAGUCUGUUAAUAAAUAAUGCUGGAUAUGUAUACGGGAAGACUUUUAUGAAAUUGCCCGACAACGAAAUUGAAAAAACUUUCAAAGUGAAUAUUCUGUCACAUUAUUGGAUUACAAAGUCAUUCUUGAAAGAUAUGAUGAAAAAUAAUCAUGGUCACAUUGUGACGAUAGCGAGCGUCGCUGGGCUUUUAGGGAUUUACAAUUGUACAGAUUAUUCUGCAACAAAAUUCGCCGCCAUUGGAUGCCACGAGAGUCUCUUCACCGAACUCAAAGUACAUGGAUACGAAGGAAUUCAUAUGACUUUAGUUUGUCCCUAUCUUAUUAAUACGGGAAUGUUUAAUGGAGUGAAACCUAGAUUGAUGCCGAUGCUUGAACCAACAUAUGUUGCCGAAGAAGUGGUCACAGGUGUAUUAGCGAACGAGACGUUGAUAGUACUACCUAAUAUUCUAAGAUAUUUACUGCCAUUUAAAAGCUUAUUACCGAUGAAAGUGAGCUGGGCAUUAAUGUAUCACAUUUUGAAAGGACCACAGAUCAUGAUGACAUUCAAAGGUCGUGACUCGAACCAUAAAGAUAAUAAUGAUAAUAAUAGUACAACGAAUUAUAAAGAUAGAUGCGUGCGUUAAAGUUAUACGAGGCACAAUACAUAUAUUUUAUCAAUAAUACAAAAAUUUAUAUAUGAUUAUUGAAAUAUUUUGUCGCUUUCUUUUAUGUACAUGCAUCUUUAUAUACAUAUAGAUAUCACAAAAUUUUUGUUAUAUAAAAUGGAAAGUUAUGUAACUA
Molecule: messenger RNA, 1147 nt
Organism: Temnothorax curvispinosus
Lineage: Eukaryota; Metazoa; Arthropoda; Insecta; Hymenoptera; Formicidae
Product: estradiol 17-beta-dehydrogenase 11-like
Exons: 7
Coding region: 1-990 (329 amino acids)
Cellular component (GO): lipid droplet
Molecular function (GO): oxidoreductase activity, acting on the CH-OH group of donors, NAD or NADP as acceptor
Source: RefSeq, a predicted model, not a curated record